This is a messenger RNA of Echinococcus granulosus, 336 nucleotides long. RefSeq lists its product as hypothetical. Lineage: Eukaryota; Metazoa; Platyhelminthes; Cestoda; Cyclophyllidea; Taeniidae. The transcript has 5 exons. The record is from RefSeq and is a predicted model, not a curated record. Bases 1 to 336 code for a protein of 111 amino acids.
AUGGGAGGACUUGUGGACUCAUCAUUCAAAUUACCCGAUAUUGUUUUCACAGAAACAAUAUUUUGCUAUUUUGCUAAAACAACUAUAAGUUUAAUCACUUUCAAUUUAUUGGAAGUCGAAUUAAGCUUUAAACAAUCACAUAAGAAAAUGAAUUGUAAGCUUGUUUCAUGGGUGAAACAAAAUCGCAGGAGGUCAAAGGUAGGAAAAUUCCUACUAAAGUUUUUAAAUAGGACCGAGUCACUGUGGUUACUUAACCCAGAUAGCAUCACUGAUGAGGAAAAUGCUAUUGGUUCAUAUUUUCUUUUCGCUAUAUUUCGUUUAAAACUCAAAGCAUGA